ACGAGACAUAUCCUGAUAACAGUCGCUAAUCGGGCAAAGCUGUUCUCUUUCCACGCAAGUGUAUGAUAAACGCCUCAAGUUACAAUAGUUUCACGAAAUAUCUCUCGUGUUAAAUUAAUUAGGGUUCACCAUUUAAACAAUGGCUUAUUGUUAUCCGAAAAUUAUCUAUUACGCUAUUAUUUUUCAGACUUUGAUUAUAAUAUACAAUUUAGUUCUCAAGUGGCCAAGUAAUGAUUGCAGUCCAGUUGAACGAACGGUGGACGAUAUAAUCUGGCGUUAUCAUACUGAAGGUGAGUGCAGGAGAACAACACAAUCGGAAACCAUAGCAGAAGCUAUGCUCAAGAAAUUAAGAGCAUCAGAUUCUGUUUGUACAGCAGCGUGUAUGAAGAAAGUUCACAACGUUAACUGGAAUGGAUUUCUAAUUAUGACUGACGAUCCGCUUGGAGAAGCGCUAAGUAUAUGUGGAGAAGCUGGAACGCAAACCUGCACGUCUGGAUGAGUUGGUGAUCUGAAACCAAAAAUAGACAAGAGUCCAUGUCAAUCGAAAUAAUUUUUCUUCUGCAUUUCUCGGUUUUGUGUACAAAAGUACCAUCUCAUACGUGCAAGGAAUAUUAAGUAAAACAGAAAUAUAAACAUCUA
Messenger RNA from Wallemia mellicola CBS 633.66, 639 nucleotides. RefSeq lists its product as hypothetical. The record is from RefSeq and is a predicted model, not a curated record. The coding region runs from base 140 to 499 and encodes 119 amino acids. NCBI's taxonomy places the organism in Eukaryota, Fungi, Basidiomycota, Wallemiomycetes, Wallemiales, Wallemiaceae. The transcript has a single exon.